Spodoptera litura is the source of this 656-nucleotide messenger RNA. RefSeq lists its product as uncharacterized. Lineage: Eukaryota; Metazoa; Arthropoda; Insecta; Lepidoptera; Noctuidae. The record is from RefSeq and is a predicted model, not a curated record. Gene Ontology annotation, biological process: negative regulation of biosynthetic process.
GAGUAUGAGCAUGAAACGAUUGGUACCUCGCUCUUUUUUGCUCUUAUGGAAUAAGUGUACUGCUAUCCUGUAGUAAUGAUAAAUUUACCUGUUUCUUCUUGAACCUUAUUUGAACCAAAAGCUGUCAAUUCGGGAUUGCAUCGCGCAAUACAACGCAAUUUCUGUUUGUGUUCAGCCGUAAGUAACUGAAUAAUUUGUUCAUUUAUUGUUCUAUACCUGUAUACGACUAAGUGAAAUUAUAUCCGUUCUCAAUGCCCUACAUUCUGAUUAGAGGUAAUUUAGCAUCAUAUGGGCAUAAAAACCCGUGGCGUGUUUUGGUAUCCGGCUUGAAAGCUGGCGACAUAGAACAACUCAAGAGAUUCGCAUGUGGGGGCUACUGCGACGAUUCAACUAUUGUUUAUUUACAACAUCCUUGUGUUAUUUUGAGUGCUCUGGAGGUAUUGGGUUACAAGGUUGUAGCGUCUAGCUCCACAGCAGUCAAACAAGAUUAUAAUGAGUAUAUGUGGACUAUGAGGAAAGAGUUUUCAGAACCAGAACCAUCAAUCAUUGUGGAACAAGAUAAUAUUAACAAUUUCAGCAAAGAGGCUAUGCACUUGGGGAAUUACCAACAUCAAACAAAAGACGACGAAGUGUAAGCUGCUAUCUUAUUGAUAUUU